AUGGCCGAUCACGCCUCCACUUCCGGUGCCGCCGUCGCCCGCGUCAAGUCGACGGCAUCGACGAGCAGCCAGUACGGGUACCCGCACGGUCAUCUGGGCUUCCUGAGCGCGCGCGAGCUCGAUGCCCUCGAUCACUUCCGGGAUCUCGUCGAGGCGAGGGGGCUCUACCGGCGUGGACCACCUGCCUCGCACGACGACCCGACUCUGCUACGAUUCCUCCGCGCGCGCCGAUGGCUUGUCGAGGAGGCCUUCAAGCAGUUCAAGGACACCGAGGAGUGGCGCAGGAGCAACAGCAUCGACGGCAUCUACCAGACCAUCCACCUUGACGCGUACGAGCAGAGCCGGCGAAUGUACCCCCAGUGGACGGGGCGACGCGACCGACGCGGCAUACCGCUCUACGUCUUCGACAUCAAGACGCUCGAUUCCAAGACGGUGGCCGAAUACGAGCGGCAGGGGGCCAAGUCGGCCCUGUCGCCGUCGCCGACAAAGGCCACCGACGGCAAGACGGCACCGGGGCUGCUGCGGCUCUUUGCCCUGUACGAGAACCUCACCCGCUUCGUCCAGCCGUUUUGCACGCAGCUCGUGGCCGACCGCGAGCAGGCGGCGGCGCCCAUCACCAUGAGCACCAACAUCGUCGACGUCUCCGGCGUCGGCCUCAAGCAGUUCUGGAACCUCAAGGGUCACAUGCAGGCGGCAUCCCAGCUCGCGACGGCUCACUACCCGGAGACGCUCGACCGCAUCUUCAUCAUCGGCGCGCCCGUCUUCUUCAGCACCGUCUGGGCGUGGAUCAAGCGUUGGUUCGACCCCAUCACCGUCUCCAAGAUCUUCGUCCUCGGCGCCCACGAGGUGCGGCCGACGCUCGAGGCCUUUAUCGAGCCACGCAACAUUCCGAAAAAGUACGGCGGCGAGCUGGAGUAUUCAUUUGGCGAGCUCGCCGUUCCGGACCCGCAUUGGCAGGGUGUCGUCCAGUGGGAGGAUGGCUUCACCCGCUUCCCGACGGGGCCGAUGCUGUGGGAGGCGGCCGAUGAUGGCGAGCGAGUGGUGUGCGUUGCCUAUGGUACCGAGGCCGACGGGACACCACGGCGACGCCGCGUGUGCACCAUGCCCAAGGCUUGGCCGCCGGCACGCGGUUCGGAAGAGGCUGCCGAAGGGGCGGCCAUGAACACGACCGGCUCGAACUCGAAUCCGACCUCGACCUCGACCUCGACCUCGACCUCGACCUCGACCUCAAACACCGUGUCGACUUUGACAGCCGCGACAGUCGUCGACAUCUCCGAGGGUACCCAAACCGGCGAGCCGACGAAGCGGACGAUGCACGACGACGCCGUCCAGACUGAGGACGCGUUGACCAACGGCGAUGCCGCGGUCAAGCCGGUGCUGCGUGAGGAGGCAAAGACCGCCGUCAUCCCGCCCGCUCUACCAACCACCGUGGCGUAG
This is a messenger RNA of Drechmeria coniospora, 1437 nucleotides long. RefSeq names its product phosphatidylinositol transporter. The record is from RefSeq and is a predicted model, not a curated record. The coding region runs from base 1 to 1437 and encodes 478 amino acids. The transcript has 3 exons. NCBI's taxonomy places the organism in Eukaryota, Fungi, Ascomycota, Sordariomycetes, Hypocreales, Ophiocordycipitaceae.